Klebsormidium nitens is the source of this 2007-nucleotide messenger RNA. NCBI's taxonomy places the organism in Eukaryota, Viridiplantae, Streptophyta, Klebsormidiophyceae, Klebsormidiales, Klebsormidiaceae. The record is from the annotation of a GenBank genome assembly.
GCAGAAAGGAAGGACUCCGACCAUGCAUGGAUGGACCGUCGCCUUGCAUGAGGCAACUUCCUUGCUGACCAGAAGUGCAACCUUCCGGCAUGGCUUCAAAUUGCGCGUGCUCGAUGAUCACUCCAUGGAAUCAUUGAACCGCAGUAUUGCCGUGAACCUUUGGUCGCCGUCUCUGCCAUCAGCAAUCCGGAAAAGGCUCUGCCCGACCUAGCUGCACAAGAGCGGGUUGAACAAACUUGCACCACGCUGUGCGGGUUGGUUGCAAGCUGCGUUGAUGCAUUUCUGAGCAUUUGAUGCAGGGCUGAUCGGACAUUACAAUCCAGAUUGUGACCUAUUUUGUUUAUCUGGCUUGCAGAGCUUACCGCGCUAGAGCUGCAAACUCUUCAAGAGAAUGCCGGCUGUUGCCUUGCAGAAAAGGCUGCUGACCAACGUGCAUUCAGGCAUUCUUCAAGCUGCAUUCCGCAGGCCCUUGUACUGCAGUGCACCAGUGCUGGUCACUCAUCUUCGGAGAAACUAUCAGCAUACAAACCCGCCUGCCAUUCCAGGCCAGCUGAUUUCUGGUGCGUUAGCUGCUUUGGAAGUUGGUGGAAAUUGUGGGACUUGCCACGAUUCGAGAAGCUUUGCUACAGUGCCGAGCUCCGGCAGAGUCGCGAUGGCAGCUGCAGGCGGGGGCCGUUCCGUGCAGAGGAUCAUAACGUCCAUCAAGACAACAGAGGGAGGCGGGUUCAAGAUCAACCGACCAUUCCCCACCCGGGCCCUUGACCAGUUUGACCCCUGGCUCAUGCUCGAUGAGAUGGGCCCCAUAGAGUACGGGCCGGGAGAGGCGCUCGGGGCUCCUGACCACCCUCAUCGCGGUUUUGAGACCAUCACUUACCUCCUUGAUGGCGCCUCAACUCACAAGGACUCAGCUGGCUUGACAGGGUCCAUGAAAGCGGGGGACGUGCAGUGGAUGACUGCGGGCAGCGGGGUGGUGCAUUGUGAGAUGCCGUCAGAGGAUAUUCUGAAGGAGGGGGGCCGCGUACACGGCUUCCAGAUCUGGCUCAACCUGCCCAAGCGCGACAAGUGGAUCCAGCCCCGGUACCAGGACACCCGGUCGGAGGACAUCCCUGUUGUGGAGACUGCGGAAAAGUCGGUGUGGGUCAAGGUGAUUGCCGGGGAGAGCAUGGGCACCAAGGCCGUCAUUGAGACGCGCACGCCCAUCCUGUUCCUGCACUGCAAACUGCAGCCCGGGGCCUCGUUCACACAGGAGGUCCCCUCUAGCUACAAUGCGUUUGCUUACCUCAUCGAGGGAGAAGGCGUGUUCGGCAACGGCAAGCACGCCACCGCCAAGCAGGCGGUGUUCUUCGAGCGGGACGGCGACAGCGUGACGGUCAAGAACGACGAGACGGCCAAGGAGACGCUGAGCCUGUUGCUGCUGGCCGGCACGCCGCUAAACGAGCCCAUCGCCCGGUACGGGCCCUUUGUCAUGAACACGCAGGAGGAAAUCCAGCAAGCCUUCACGGAUUUCCGGGCGGGGAGGAUGGGCAAGAUCAAGCACCCCGAGGCCGCUCGGUAGGAGCAGCUGGUGUUGUUUGGACUCCUCGGCGUCUGUGUAAUCCGUGACUUUCAAUACAGGCCGGUCCGUUCUGGAGGGUCGGCCGGAAGAGUCCAAAUCCCCGAAACUUUGUACAUAGGUAGCGGACUGUUCAUGUUGAGAACGCAAAGCAAAGGUCUUGCAGACGGGUACUCCAACCGUCCGAGUAAAACGAUAUGGGAUUGGGAUACUACUACGGCUUCGCCAGACAUUCUAGCUCUUCCAAAGUUCGAGUUGUAUAAUCGAGCUGGCAUGUCGAACACCCGUGACUGUAGGUGAAAGAAAGUUGGAUCUGCACUGCCUGCUACAGUGCGCCGAGAUUUGUAGUGUAUCAAGCUAACCUAAGUUGCAGGGCCUCGGAGCAGAUCACGUGUGGCGCGGUACGUGUGUUCUGCAGAGUUUGAGGCCGCCCCGCUCACAUACAUAUAAGCCCA